AGCCCGGACACACCCACCUCUCUCUCUCUCGUGGAUAAAACUCUUCACUGCGGAGUCGUCUGCCGCACUCAUCCUUCUAUUCUCUCCAUUCACGACUACCUUCUCCGUUAUUUCUUCCACAAACCAUCCAGGAUGGUGUCUCAUAAGGAGUUCACGAACGCGGGGAAGCAGGCCGGGCUGCAGAUCUGGAGGAUUGAGAACUUGGACCUGAAGCCCGUGCCCAAAGCCCUCCACGGGAGCUUCUACACCGGAGACGCCUACCUGCUUCUCCACACCACCUCGCUCCCCUCCUACAGCAUUCACAUGUGGAUCGGAGAUGAGUGCUCCCAGGACGAGAGUGGAGCUGCGGCCAUCUUCGCCACUCAGCUGGAUGACUUCCUGGGGGGCGGGCCUGUGCAGUACAGAGAGGUGCAGAACUGUGAGUCCAGAACGUUCCAGGGGUACUUCAAGACCGGCAUCAGAUACCAGAGAGGGGGAGUGGCCUCGGGGUUCCAGCACGUGGUCACCAACAGCGCAGACGUGAAGAGGCUGCUGCACAUCAAAGGCCGCAGGGUCGUCCGGGCAACCGAGGUCGACCUGAAAUGGACCUGUUUCAACAGAGGAGACUGUUUCAUCCUGGACCUGGGGAAGGACAUCUACCAGUGGUGUGGCAGUGAGUGUAAUCGCUACGAGAGGCUCAAGGCGUCGGAGGUGGCCAUCGGUAUCCGUGACAACGAGAGGAACGGCAGAGCCAAACUUCACCUGGUGGAGGAGGGAGACGAGCCGGACGCCUUCACUCAGGUGUUGGGGCCUAAAACCUGCAUCGCUCCUGCUUCUCCUGACGAUGAGAAAGUGGAGGUGUCCAACAGGAAGAAGGGCGCCCUCUACAUGAUCUCUGACGCUUCAGGGUCCAUGAAGGUCUCCGUGGUGGCCCCCUCCAGCCCCUUCAAACAGGCCAUGCUCUCUGCUGAGGAGUGCUACAUCCUGGACAACGGCGUGGACAGAAACAUCUUUGUGUGGAAGGGUCCCAAAGCAAACACGUCUGAGCGUAAAGCGGCCAUGUCAGCUGGACAGAAGUUCAUCAAGGACAAAGGCUACUCCCAUAAGACUCAGAUCCAGGUGCUUCCGGCCGGAGCGGAGACCACUCUGUUCAAACAGUUCUUCAGCGACUGGAAGGACAAAGACCAGACCACGGGCCCCUCCAAAGCCUACGCCAUCGGACGCAUCGCCAAGAUCAAACAGGAGCCUUUCGACGCCUCCUCCCUCCACAGCAACAAGGCCAUGGCCGCCCAGCACGGCAUGGUGGACGACGGCAGCGGGAAAGUCCAGAUCUUUCGGGUGGAGGAUGGAGCUAGUGUCCCCGUGGACCCAGCCUCCUACGGACACUUCUACGGUGGAGACUGUUACCUGAUCCUGUACAGCUACAGACUGGGAGGGCGCGAGCAGCACAUCAUCUACACAUGGCAGGGGCUGAAGUGCACUCAGGACGAGCUGGCAGCUUCAGCCUUCCUCACAGUGAAGCUGGACGACUCUAUGGGAGGAGCUCCAGUUCAGGUGCGUGUGACCCAGGGCCAGGAGCCUCCUCACCUCAUGAGUCUGUUCAAGUCUAAGACCAUGAUCAUCCACAGCGGAGGAACCUCCCGGAAAGGAGGACAGACCCAGACGGCGAGCACCCGUCUGUUCCACAUCCGCCAGAGCUCAUCUGGGGCCACACGUGCUGUCGAGGUGGAGGCGAGUGCGUCCAAUCUGAACACAAACGACGUGUUUGUGCUGAAGAGUCCCUCCGCUCUGUUCGUGUGGAGAGGAGCCGGGGCCAGUGACGAGGAGAUGAACGCAGCCAAACAUGUGGUGGGAUUCUUAGGAGGAAACCCCUCGACUGUGAGCGAAGGCCGUGAGCCAGGUGAUUUCUGGUCGACUCUGGGAGGAAAGGCGGAGUACCAGACGUCCAAGGCCCUCCGCGAUGUGGUCAACCCUCCGAGACUGUUCGCCUGCUCCAACAAAACCGGACGCCUCUCGGUUGAAGAAGUUCCGGGGGAUUUCACUCAGUCUGACCUGGCCACAGAUGACGUCAUGCUCCUGGACGCUUGGGAUCAGAUCUUCAUUUGGGUGGGAAAAGACGCCAAUGCCGAGGAGAAGACUGGAGCUCCAAAAAUAGCUAAAGAGUACGUUGACUGUGACCCCUCCGGCCGCAGAGGGACCCCCAUCACCACCAUCAAACAGGGGGCAGAGCCGCCCACCUUCACCGGCUGGUUCCAGGCCUGGGACGCUCACAUGUGGGACACUGACCUUCUGGAGCGCAUCCGGGCUCGCUUCUGAGGACACCCAGGACCACCACCCCGUCUAGAGGACCACCACCCACCACCCCGUCUCUAGGACCACCACCCACCACCCCGUCUCUAGGACCACCACCCACCACCCCGUCUCCAGGACCACCACCCCGUCUCCAGGACCACCACCCCGUCUCCAGGACCACCACCCCGUCUCCAAGACAACCGAUUUCCACUACCAGUCGAUAGUUUGGACAGGCCUUUUCAUUCUGUUUUUUCAUGACUAUUUCCAUUGUAGAGAAUCACUGAAGGCAUCAGAACUAUCAAUGGACACAUACACAGUGCAAAACAAUCAGCUACAUUCACUUUUUCAUUUAGAUUUUAGGUUUUUGAAUAGCCACCCUUUGCUUGACCCUGAUGUGAAAUGAAAACCAUUUCAGGAGACUUCAUCAAGAAGCUCAGUGAAAGAAGGAUAAGGGUUUGCAGCACUGUUUACAAAGCAAAGGUAAACUUAAAGGAUUUGAAUAUAAAAUCUAAAAAAGAUUUCAUGAAGUAGUAGUUUCUGUAGUACGUAGUUCCAUGUAUAUUUUACACCGUAUAUCUGAUGUCUUCUGUUUGUAUCUAAAAUGUAGUAGUAGUAAACAUGAAGAAAGGGACCACUGAAAACUGUAUGUCCAAACUUUUCACUGGUAAUGUACCCACCCAGUCCCCACUGCCCAGCACCUACAGCCAUGUUCUUUUUCUACCUGCAGUCCCAAGUGCCAAACCUCAUAUUUCAGUGCUUCGCGUCAGGCCAACGGUGCAGUGCGCCAAAUGACACAUUCUCUUUUUACUUUUUACUAUGAAGUGUCCGCAGUGCUCUGUGGACUGAUGCAUUCAGGUGCUUCAAGACAUCUCAGUAUCGCUUCGUUUGCCUAGAAAUGAUCUUUGAGCAUUAAAUAGAGAAGUAGUUUCUUUUUAAAACGUAGUCGUGUUCUGACGCCUGUCCGCCAUUUUAUGUUUUGAUAUUUUUUUGCUAUAAUGAACCCAACUUAAUGUUAUUUUGUAUGUUUUACCCGUAGACUAUUUGUAGAGACGGACCGAGCCAAGCUGAAACUAUUUGGACACUUCAUUUGUGCACUUAUGAUAUUCACUUCAAAACUAUUUAAAAAUAUAAUAUUGUCGAAAUUGUUAAAUUGUUAAAAAUACCACAUACAAAAGUGUGUAUACAAAAAACAACGAACUUAAGCGUUUUUCAUUUCACAAGCCAUAAAUUAUACUCACUGUUAAAGGUGCAAUGCGUAGGUUUUCUGGUGAAGGGUUCGUCACCUGCUUGUCUCCAUGGAGAAGUUACAGUAUUGCUUUGUCUAGAAUGUUCCACAGUCUGGCAUUUCACUUAUUUUCAAGGUUUUUAGGCUGCAUUUGAAUAAAUAUAAGACAGAUACGUUUAAUGACAUACCGUAUUUUCCGGGCUAUUAGACGCGCUCUUAAGCCUCUAACCGCAUCAAAAAACAUCCGCUCGCCACAAUCCAGAGCGCCCCAUACACAAAGCCACUCCGGUGUCCCAGUACGACUUCAGUAAACUGCAAAGCCGCACCACCCGCAGAACACACAAAACACACACGGAGCAGACAGCGACCACACAGCGAAACACACCCACAGACACACUCAUCACUCCACACCGACGAGGAACGGAACGAAGGAACGAACUGAAAAAGCGAGUGCAAUGUGCCACUUCUAGACACAACUGAACAACUGAGUCACUGUGAACACGCCGACAAUCCAGUGGUCCCAGACAGCACCCUCCCUACACACCACAACUGAACAAAGCCCAGAGUCACCGUGAACGAACAAACAAACAAAACCACUCACCCAUCACACUGUUGGGUUUCCUUUAAAGUCCGGUGCGGUUUAUUUGUGAAAAAAGUUAGAAAAUAGACCAUUUAAUGACAGUGCGUCUUAUAAUCCAGAGCGACUAAUCGUCCAUAAAAUACCGUGGAACAUUUUAGGAAACGCAAAUAACAUUUCCAAUUUUUUCUGGGCGUCUUUGUGCCACGAAACCAGCUGUAAUUGAAUAAAUAUAAAGUAGAGUUGUUUAAUGUCAUGUUGUGGAACAAUGACAUAUCCAUAGAAACAAGCAGGUGAUGAAGCCCCAACCAAAAAGUUACACAGUGCAUCUUUAGAGAGUAAAAUGAUUAUUCUUCAGAGAGCUUCACAGUUUUUCCCCUUAAACAGAAGCGCAUCUUUAAGUGUACAAGUGCGUUCUGAGGCUUAAAAUGAAAUCGGAAAGCAAAUAAUGCAAAGCAACUUCACUCAUGUUUUUAACGUUUACAGAAAUAUAGAAUUUAAAUCCAACUUUUUAUUUGAUAUCAUAGAAAACAAGUCAUUAAAUAUUGUACGGCAGCUGUCCCGUCGUCUGUCUCUGUAGUUGCUUUCAUCUUUGGUACUGAAGUGCUGUGUUUUUGCAUGCCGCUUGAAGACACUCCCUCUCCAGCCUCCGCGAAGGAGCUUUGAGAUCUGUGUCCGUACUUUUACUUGACCCUUGCUUUUAAAUAAACCCUUUACAGUAUUUGGAUCAAA
This is a messenger RNA of Boleophthalmus pectinirostris (great blue-spotted mudskipper), 4805 nucleotides long. RefSeq names its product gelsolin-like. Gene Ontology annotation, molecular function: phosphatidylinositol-4,5-bisphosphate binding; actin filament binding. Gene Ontology annotation, cellular component: cytoplasm; actin cytoskeleton. Gene Ontology annotation, biological process: actin polymerization or depolymerization; barbed-end actin filament capping; actin filament severing. The transcript is spliced from 17 exons. The record is from RefSeq and is a predicted model, not a curated record. Lineage: Eukaryota; Metazoa; Chordata; Actinopteri; Gobiiformes; Gobiidae. The coding region runs from base 133 to 2295 and encodes 720 amino acids.